GUUGGGUUUGAGAGCUUCGGGACUGAUCUGCCUGAGGACGCCACUGAGGAGGAGGUCCUGGCGGUGGUGGAGGCGUACAACGCAGACCCCAACGUCCACGGCAUCCUGGUGCAGCUGCCGGUGAGCUGCCGCCAGCGCCUGGGUAAUGAGCGCGGCGCGCGGCGGCCGGAUGCGCGCGUGGGCGGCGGCGGGCCCCCGCCGGCCCGGGUCCGGUUGCUACGCGCCAAAGAGUUGCGGCCGCAGCAGCGGCGGCGGCGUGGCAGCUGCAGCGGCAGCAGCAGCUUGGGGCCACCCCUGGGCCGUCCAAGCGGCAGCAUGGGCCCGCCAGGCGGUUUCCGGCGGCGAGCCCGACCCUCCCUCGCAAGCACACUAGGAUCCAAGUGGGCGCACAGCCACUGCCCUCCCAGCCUCGCCCCGCCUUGA
Molecule: messenger RNA, 423 nt
Organism: Monoraphidium neglectum
Lineage: Eukaryota; Viridiplantae; Chlorophyta; Chlorophyceae; Sphaeropleales; Selenastraceae
Exons: 1
Molecular function (GO): methylenetetrahydrofolate dehydrogenase (NADP+) activity
Source: RefSeq, a predicted model, not a curated record